ACGUCGGGUGCGUUCAGGGACGAGUUAGCUAAACAAGCUAGCUAAUUAACGGCGUCUCUCCACAACAGUCGACGGGUUCAGGGCGAGCGACUCCAUUUUGGAAGGUAACGGGCACAGCUCCAGUGCUGCUUAAAAGGGGCCAGUGUACAGUAUCAGGGCCCCUCCACUCAGGCUAGCACUGUGGCAUUGUUAUCAUGUCAGACAGUCAACUCGGAGAGAAACCAAAGUGCAGAGGAAGUUGUCAUCCGUGCACCUGCUCCACCCUGUUUCGUGCAAAUUUCGAAGUGCAUGCACGGAAGUUAGGUUUCAGAGCACAAAAAGAAACACAGGUGACUGGAUGCUUUGGUUGUGGUUGUGUGUGUGUGUGUGUGUGUGUGUGUGCAUGUGCAUGCCAGGCUUUGGUUCCUGUUACUGGAGCUGUAAGAGUACGACGGAGGCUGGGUAUGCAUAGGCUGCCUCGUGGUGUCAAAAGCAAAGUGUGAAGGGGAAGAAAAGGUGAAAAGUCAAGUGAUGGGGACAAUCCCGCACGACAUUCGGAGACUUUUGGAUGACUGUGAGCUGUUCGUGUCGGAGAUCCUCGAAAACGAGGAGCUCGGCGAAAAUGCCCAAGAGACGCGGAAAGUCUUGCUGAACAACUUCAGGGUCGUCCAUGUGAGGAACCCUCAGGAAUUCCCCUUCCCACCGGACUUCAGGGAAGAAGAGGGUUCUGAUGACAACCGCAGCUCCAGUCUGGGUCGCUCUGGCCCGUCAGACGACGCCUCGGUAACCUCCGACUAUCAGGACGACGGAGGCCCAGAGUACUAUGGCGACAUCCCCCCUGUGGCGGCGCAGGACCUCGGCAACAUCUUGAAGCAAGGCUACCUGGAGAAGAAACGAAAAGACCACAGCUUCUUUGGCUCUGAGUGGCAGAAGAGAUGGUGCGUCCUGAACAACUCCAUAUUCUACUACUUUGGGAGCGAAAGAGACAAGCAGCAGAAAGGUUCCGUUUACAUCAACGAGUACAGUGUGCAGCUGGUGAGCAACCUGAGAAAAGACUCCAGGAAAAACGCCUGCUUCGAGCUCGUUGCACCUGGACGACGCCCUUUCCAGUUCACUGCCGGCAGCCUUCAGGAGGCCAGAGAGUGGGUGGACCAAAUCAAUUUCAUACUUCGAGAUCUCAGCUCCAGCUUCAUCCCUUUCGACGAAGACGAGGAGGGGGAGGAGGACACCUAUGAUGACAUUGAGGGGCUGACCGGCCCUGCCGUCGCUGCCCGGGCCCCUCCGAGAGCCACACAGGGAGGAGGGCAGGAGACGGGGGAGGUGGACGACGACGACGAGGAUAUCUACGAGGUGCUGCCAGAGGAUUUUCCAGAUCCCGAUGAGAGCGGUGAGAAGAACAAGUCAGAUUACGCCAACUACUACCAGUGUUUGUGGGAUUGCCAGGCCGACGAGCCGGAUGAGCUGAGCUUCCAGAGAGGAGAUCUCAUCUACGUCGUCAGCAAGGAGUACAACAUCCACGGCUGGUGGGUCGGCGAGCUGAGCGGCGCCGUGGGCAUCGUCCCCAAGGACUUCCUGCACCCGGCGUACAUCCUGUGAGCUGCGACAGAGCUGCUGCCAACAAACCCACACAGGCCCAAUGGUGUAAUUCCAAAAUGAUUCUCCCUCAUAAAAGUGUAAAUGAC
Scophthalmus maximus (turbot) is the source of this 1661-nucleotide messenger RNA. It is a transcript of the gene skap1, whose product is annotated as src kinase associated phosphoprotein 1. The transcript has 15 exons. NCBI's taxonomy places the organism in Eukaryota, Metazoa, Chordata, Actinopteri, Pleuronectiformes, Scophthalmidae. Gene Ontology annotation, molecular function: protein binding. The coding region runs from base 511 to 1575 and encodes 354 amino acids. Gene Ontology annotation, cellular component: cytoplasm; plasma membrane. The record is from RefSeq and is a predicted model, not a curated record.